Gigantopelta aegis is the source of this 1546-nucleotide messenger RNA. RefSeq lists its product as uncharacterized. The record is from RefSeq and is a predicted model, not a curated record. The coding region runs from base 256 to 1467 and encodes 403 amino acids. The transcript is spliced from 3 exons. Lineage: Eukaryota; Metazoa; Mollusca; Gastropoda; Neomphalida; Peltospiridae.
AAACAAUAUGGCCACCUAUACCUGUACUUUCGUAUUUGUAUUGGACACGGUUAUAAAUUAAAGCUGGUUUGUGUGUUGUUUGUAAUGAGACACCGAUGUGCGUUUAGUAAGGGACCCCGGAAAAGCGUUGGUCGAUUAAUGUUUUUUCAUUGUACAAUGAGCAACGAUUUCACCACCAGCAGCAGCAGAACCACCACCAACAACAACAACAACCAUAAGAACAUAUAUAAUUCAGUUUGAUUUAACAACGCUGACAUGCCUGUUGUCAAAGAGAAGCCUCUUCUCUUCAACCCGUGCUCCAGGGUGUGUAAAGAAGGUUACUGCAAUGCCAGAAUCCUUGUGUGUUUCGGAGUUCCACUUCUACCUCCAUCAGCAAUACUCCUCGGCAUCGCAUUUGGAAGCCAGGCACAACUGGGUCUUUUCCACAUAGCUGGUCUGGUUCUGACGUCCAUAUCCGUCACGUGCAUUGUGCUAGCUAUAGCAAUAUGUUCGUGGCAGAGACGCGGAAGACGACGGCUGUUAAAACUGAAACAACUGGACGCCGAGAGACAGGAGAUCCUCAAGAAGGACCAGCAAACCACUGAUCGCCAGACAAACGGAACGAACGGUUCGUCGAGCUCUAAAAGUCGUCACGCCCGCAAGCAGAACAGCGUUAACAUAAACGAAGGCAAGCAUGGUAUGAAGAAGUCGAGAAAGGACAAGACGAAACGGCGCCCGAAGGGGACGAAGCUUCCACCCGUGAAGGAGGAGGAUCGAAUCCGGGGGGAGGAAGCUCCUCGCAAGACUCACUACAGAAGCAAGUCUGACGGGAAGACGAAGUACACGUCGUCAGACAAAGACAGUUCGAAACCGCCUAUGUUAAAACUACGUGGCGAGGACGAUUACGACUUCGGAGAACUGUUCGGGCCUAGGAGACACCUACGGCGGAGGCGGGUGUUGUCGAAGAAGGACAGGUUCGUGGACUACGACAGCGACAGCAGCAGCCAGGCGGGGCCCGUCAGGAGGGUCCACAGGAGAACCAAGUCGGAGAGCAGGGAACAGUUUGAGGCCUCGCUAGCCAAUAACCCUGAACCAAGCCAAGAGAGAAAUUCCAAUUUCAGAGAGAAACUGUUGCAACACAUGGGACUGUCCGGCGUUGUUGGGGACAGUAAUGACGUGUUUCCGUGGUCCCUGCAACAAGCUAGACAGCGGUCAAAGUCCAUGUCGGAAUGCGGGGACAGUGACAAGGAUUCGCAGACGACAUAUUCUGAGUUUAGUUUUGAUAUAGAUACACCCAGAGAGGACAAGGCUGUGACUAAAUAUAACAGGCAUGCCCCAAUCGCUUGGAGAGUACCUAAGGAAAAAACAGGAAAUACCCCAAAGAAGCCGAAGAAGACUGAGACCACUGUGAUGCCGAUUUUUAUCACAGCUUCCCACCAACGAACUGGAGUUAGGACAUCCAUAUCUAAGUUCUCACACGUGACAUGACAGUUUGACGUCAUCAUGGUCUAGUAAUAAAACGUUUCAAAUUCGUUAUUUCUUCCUAUGGAAGUACAGAGCAAUAGGA